Messenger RNA from Mercenaria mercenaria, 780 nucleotides. RefSeq lists its product as uncharacterized. The record is from RefSeq and is a predicted model, not a curated record. Lineage: Eukaryota; Metazoa; Mollusca; Bivalvia; Venerida; Veneridae.
CGACACAACAACUUACCGCUACAAGCGACAACUGUUACUGUUUACAAAUCCAGCGUUAUGAGUCUCAGAACACAACAUCAAACUCUUGGGCCCAAUGUGGAUCUGAUUUGAGAGGAAUUUGUCUAAAUGAUGACUACCAAAGCUUUAGUGUGCUAAAUGGUCCAGGUCAAAGAGAAGCUUUCCCGUGGAUUAAUUAUACUAAGUUGCACAUGGAACAAUGUAGUUCUCCUCUUAUUUACAAUGAUAUAUUAUUGAUUGAAACAAAUCGACUUGAUCCGACUUGGUCAGGUCUUAUACGCAGUGAAGUAAGAUACAUACAUAAAGAACUUGCAGAAGGCCAUCAACAUAUCAAAUAUGGAUAUUUAACGAAAAGAAAUAAUGAUACAGUUUUGAACUUUGCUACAUAUGAUGCACCAAAACGUUCCGUUCUUUGUCAAAAUUCAUCAUCCGGUACAACUGACAAUGUGAACAGCAAAAACAGAAAAGGUUCAGAUGUCGUUAUUCCUGUUGUAGUGUCUGUCGUUGUCAGUCUGGUAAUAAUUGCUGUGGUGAUUGUAAUUCUUAAACGAAGAGAAACAAUUCAAGACUUUUGUAAAAGAUUGACACAUAGAAACGAAUCUGGCAACACUUGUCCAGAGAUUGAUAUGUCAAAUAAGAUUGUCAAGAAAUCAACAAGUUACCAGUCGCAUGAUCUUUGUUCUGAAACAACACAUAACGACUACUCGGAUAUCGAUGAUGCAAGCAUAGUCAAAGACGACAAUAGCUAUACCCCGACCUAGU